Myotis myotis is the source of this 6018-nucleotide messenger RNA. RefSeq names its product transient receptor potential cation channel subfamily V member 3 (gene TRPV3). The record is from RefSeq and is a predicted model, not a curated record. NCBI's taxonomy places the organism in Eukaryota, Metazoa, Chordata, Mammalia, Chiroptera, Vespertilionidae. The transcript has 19 exons. The coding region runs from base 188 to 2710 and encodes 840 amino acids. Gene Ontology annotation, molecular function: calcium channel activity; protein binding. Gene Ontology annotation, cellular component: membrane. Gene Ontology annotation, biological process: calcium ion import across plasma membrane.
UGGCCUGCCUGGCGCCGAGGGCAGGUGGCCCAGCCAGUUCUGCCUCUGAAGCCUCAUUCCAGCCAUCUCUCUACCUGUGAUGAGAGCCUCCCGCCGCCUCAGCCAGUGCCCCACCGGGGGGCCUUGGGCCCCGGGCAUGCGGUGAUCUCAGAGCAAGGGCAGCCACCACCACCCGACCUCACCAGCCAUGAAUGCCCACCCCAAGGAGAUGGUGCCCCUCAUGGGCAGAAAAGCCACCGUCACCAGUGGGAACCAAGUCGUCCUACAGGAGAAGCGGCCAGCGGAGAUCACCCCCACUAAGAAGAGCGCGCACUUCUUCCUGGAGAUUGAAGGGUUUGAGCCCAACCCCACAGUCGCCAAGACCUCUCCCCCCAUCUUCUCCAAGCCGAUGGAUUCCAACAUCCGGCAGUGCCUCUCUGGCAACUGUGAUGACAUGGACUCCCCGCAAUCCCCUCAGGAUGAUGCGACAGAGACCCCAUCCAAUCCCAACAGCCCCAGUGCAAACCUGGCCAAAGAAGAGCAGAGGCGGAAAAAGAAGCGGCUGAAGAAGUGCCUCUUUGCGGCUGUGUCCGAGGGCUGCGUGGAGGAGCUGGUGCAGCUGCUGGUGGAGCUGCAGGAGCUUUGCAAGAGGCGCCGCAACCUGGACGUGCCCGACUUCCUCAUGCACAAGCUGACGGCCUCAGACACAGGGAAGACCUGCCUGAUGAAGGCCUUGCUGAACAUCAACCCCAACACCAAGGAGAUCGUGCGGAUCCUGCUCGCCUUUGCCGAUGAGAACGACAUUCUGGACAGGUUCAUCAACGCCGAGUAUACCGAGGAGGCCUACGAAGGGCAGACGGCGCUGAAUAUCGCCAUCGAGCGGCGGCAGCGAGACAUCACAGCGCUGCUCAUCGCGGCCGGCGCCGACGUCAACGCCCACGCCAAGGGGGUCUUCUUCAACCCCAAGUACCAGCACGAGGGCUUCUACUUCGGCGAGACACCCCUUGCCUUGGCAGCAUGUACCAACCAGCCCGAGAUCGUGCAGCUGCUGAUGGAGAACGAGCAGACAGACAUCACCUCGCAGGACUCACGGGGCAACAACAUCCUACAUGCGCUGGUGACGGUGGCCGAAGACUUUAAGACACAGAAUGACUUCGUUAAGCGCAUGUAUGACAUGAUCUUGCUGAGGAGUGGCAACUGGGAGCUGGAGACCAUGCGCAACAAUGACGGCCUCACCCCGCUGCAGCUGGCCGCCAAGAUGGGCAAGGCCGAGAUCCUGAAGUACAUCCUCAGUCGUGAGAUCAAGGAGAAGCGACUCCGGAGCUUGUCCAGGAAGUUCACCGACUGGGCAUAUGGGCCCGUAUCAUCCUCGCUCUAUGACCUCACCAACGUAGAUACCACAACAGACAACUCGGUGCUGGAAAUCAUUGUCUACAAUACCAACAUUGAUAACCGGCACGAGAUGCUGACCCUGGAGCCCCUGCACACGCUGCUGCGUAUAAAGUGGAAGAAGUUUGCCAAGUACAUGUUCUUCCUGUCCUUCUUCUUUUAUUUCUUCUACAACAUCACCCUGACGCUCAUCUCUUACUACCGACCCCGGGAGGAGGAGGCCCUGCCGCACCCCCUGGCCCUGACGCACAAGAUGGGGUGGCUGCAGCUCCUGGGGAGGAUGUUCGUGCUCAUCUGGGCCAUGUGCAUUUCUGUGAAGGAGCGACCCAGCCACUCAUUCAUCCAUCUGAAUACCCAUUCAUCCUUACCCUCAUCCUUCCAUCCUUCCAUCUAUUUAUCAGUUGAUCACUUGAUUGGUCCAUCCAUCCAUCCAUCCAUCCAUCCAUCCAUCCAUCCAAUGAGUCAACAGGGCAUCGCGAUCUUCCUGCUGAGACCCUCAGAUCUGCAGUCCAUCCUCUCGGAUGCCUGGUUUCACUUUGUCUUUUUUGUCCAGGCUGUGCUUGUGAUACUGUCUGUCUUCUUGUACUUGUUUGCCUACAAAGAGUACCUUGCCUGCCUCGUGCUGGCCAUGGCCCUGGGCUGGGCGAACAUGCUCUACUACACGCGGGGGUUCCAGUCCAUGGGCAUGUACAGCGUCAUGAUCCAGAAGGUCAUUUUGCAUGAUGUUCUGAAGUUCUUGUUUGUAUAUAUCGUGUUCUUACUCGGAUUCGGAGUAGCCCUGGCCUCGCUGAUUGAGAAGUGUCCCAAGGACCACAAGGACUGCAGCUCCUAUGGCAGCUUCAGCGAUGCUGUGCUGGAACUCUUCAAACUCACCAUAGGCCUGGGUGACCUGAACAUCCAGCAGAACUCCAAGUACCCCAUCCUCUUCCUGUUCCUGCUCAUCACCUACGUCAUCCUCACCUUCGUCCUCCUCCUCAACAUGCUCAUCGCCCUCAUGGGAGAGACGGUUGAGAACGUCUCCAAGGAGAGUGAGCGCAUCUGGCGCCUGCAGAGAGCCAGGACGAUCUUGGAGUUUGAGAAGAUGCUGCCAGAAUGGCUGAGGAGCAGGUUCCGGACGGGGGAGCUGUGUAAAGUGGCAGAGGAAGAUUUCCGGCUGUGUCUGCGGAUCAACGAGGUGAAGUGGACUGAAUGGAAAACACACGUCUCCUUCCUCAACGAAGAUCCCGGGUCCGUGAGGCGGACAGCAGAUUUCAACAAAAUCCAAGAUUCUUCCAGGAGCAACAGCAAAACCACCCUCAAUGCGUUCGAAGAAAUAGAUGAGUUUCCGGAAACUUCAGUGUAGCAGCAGAAUCCGGAACUGGUGUGCGCAUGGGUGCUGCAGGCUGGUCUGGGACUGCGUGCUGAGGGCUUUGCCUCGUGAUGGAGCCUGGCCCUGCCCGCCUGGAAGCAGAAAGCACCCUUGGGCUGAACUGAGAGGCGGUUGUCAGUGUUCUGCAUGGAAAAGACCCUGGAUUUUGUUACUUGGUGAAGAGUUUGUGUGGACGGAUGGCCAGCAGUCCUGAACCUGGGGUUCCUGAAAUCCCUGGGUUCACCAGCUGGUGACCAGGUCAGCUCGGCUGGGAGAGGAGCCGUAGGGAAGGGGCGGGGCCCGAGGAGCAGGACUUUCUUCCUGCCAACAUGUCCUUGGGAGCCGCAGCCGCAGCCCACACAUCCCUCCUCUUCCCUGCUGUGACUGGGGCUUCUGAAUUGAAGGGACUCUUGGUCCCAUCCCAGAACAUACAGAGGACUGAGCAAGUCCAAUCUCCUGGGGGAGGGGGGUGUGAGUUAUGGAAAUGCCCUUCCAGAACCUUCAGGGAACAGGAAACUACCCUUGGAAUGAGUGCCCACUGGCACCCCAAGGCUCAAACUGUCUCAAAGUGAGAGACUUUUCGUAGUGUAAUUAACACUGUUUAUUAUUAUUAUUAUUAUUAUUAUUAUUAUUAUUUUAUUUUCAAAAGAAAAAGGACAUUUCAGUUUUAAAUGAAAAACACUUCAGAUGAAGUCCAUGACUUUAAAAGUGGAGAAGUAGACGUGAGGAUUUGUGACUGGAUGGAAGUAUUGUGUACUAGGCCUCAGGGUGGCGGGGGCAAAAACAAAAAGCUUUUCUUUGCGCGCACAAAGGUCCAGAUGAGACGUGCACAGUGUGAGGCGGCCCCGGCACUUGCAGGGGACUCCGGAGCCAGCUGGACGCUGUGAUGGGGCGAGAGAGCCUGGCUCUCCUCCUCGCCCCGGCCCUGCAGUAGUGCCCGCCUCCGAGCUGGGUCCCAGCUUCGUCCGAAACAGAAAUAGCAGCUGAUCUAUUUAUAUGGCCUGACAUCCCAGAGGUGACUCUCAUACAUCAGUGUUUCUCAUCAGAGGAAUUCAACAGAAUACCUGAAACGCUCUGGCACUAAAUAUUCUUGUUAACUGUGAGUUUGGAAGCUGAGGAAAAGGUUGAGAAAGGCGCAUUUGCCAAGAUGAGUGGCUUGCUUUUAGAGCCUCAUCCUGAUUUCCUCCCCCUGAAAUCACACGGAGCCAGUCUGGGGGCAGAAAUGAAGUAGAGAGGGAAGAAAUGUCCCAGAUGUCUGGAGCCGCUCCGCCUCGGUUGUCUGGUAAAGGGAUUCAUGUGGGAAUUGUUGAGGCGGAAUGACAAGUAUAUUAACCACGAAUUUAAUUUGAAAUGCCGCAAAAAUGAAUUUGGCCUUUAGGCCACAUGGAAAUUGGCUGGUUGACUUGAGGCCAAUGGGGAAGUGCAAACCAAGCAGCCACUCUGGGCUGUUUCUCGGCUCUGGGCUGUUCUGUGUGCCAGCACCUGGGUGAGUGGAAACUUGGCCUUUGUGCCCCUGAUGGGCCGGGUCAGGGAGAGAUGGGAUGGGUCAAGGAUGCAGCCUGAGAGUCACACAAUCUGCAGCAGCCCGUGCCCUUCCAGCUGACCCAGGCGCCAACCACGCUCUGCACCGCAGUGGUCAGACCAGGCUCAGGUGUGAGCAGGGACUAGGCAUGUCCUCUGGGAAAGGGAAGGCCUGUCACGGAGGCGGGAGGAGCAGAUGUGUGCCAGAUGUGGGCAGCACUAGUGCCAAAGGUGGGAAAUUUCAGGGGAAAGAUUUUGGUUCCAUUCAGUCCUACAGCUGUUCUAGAUAUUGGAGAUGUUUAAGCGGAAGCUGGUUGAGGACCUAUUAGGGAUGAUGUUAAAGAUCACAGUCAGUUGAACUUUAAGGUCCUUUUAGCCUGCAGAUCGGCAUCCUGUACCUAGAGUUACCUGUUUACAUACAUCGAGAACAGAUGUCUUGGUUUGAAGGGCAGCCAUUUGGGUCCAUGGCGCCGUGCUCUACACAUUGGAGCUGGGAAUUCCAGAAUUGCUUUGACUCCCAUAUGCAUGGAUAAAGCCAUUUCCAUUUCUUGGGAGGUUAGGGAAGUAGAAAUCAGUAAUGAGAUCUUUGUCUUCUCACGUGUACGGAAAGCUGUGGGGCUGGAUAGAAUUUGCUGUACUGGAUAGUCAUCCCCAGAAGGCGUUCAGCCUGGCUAGUCUGAGCCUAGAUGGGUUUCUCAGGUGAAGGCAAGCAGUGGGCCAAAGAGCAUCAGGUUAAAAGGACGAGUCCCCUUAUUUUACACCUAAGACUAAAGCUCAGAAAGGAAAGCACACUUACUCAUAGUCAGGCAGGAAGUCAUAGCAGAGCUGUUGAAAUUGGAGUGUUCAGAUUUCUGGGCCACAAAUGCCCCCCUGCACCAUCAUUUUAAAAAGCAGUUACUCAGUAAAUUUGAGUCUGCCUUUGUGGUUGGCAUAUGUCAGCCGGCUAUGGCUUCCUGCUCAGGUGAUUCAUAUUGACGGUCUACAUGGUCCCUAUGAUCUUAUGACAGAUUUGAAACUCAAGUGUGCACACAGAUGUGCAUAAAAUAACACACACACACACACACACACAUACACACACACACACACACCAGGCCACACUAAAUCCGUGGGCAUACACAAACAAACACACACCAGGCCACACUAAAUCCAUGGGCAUAUUAGGGCAUGUUAAAACGCCAUGAUUUACAUUUCAGCAAUUUAAGGGGAAGGCAUUUUCCAGGGAUAGAAUCUCCCACGCUCAGGUAAUGAUUUGAGCUGGAAAUUUUCUUUUAGCUAAACUCUGCCUCAGGAAGAAUCCAUUAUUCUAGACAUCAUGUGAUGAAUCUAUUUGGAAUAAAAAUGGUGCUUACCUUCCUCCCUGGGGUGUGGGAGAAGGUAUGCGAGGUUGUACUGUGAAGUCAUUAAGCUCUUAGAAGGCUCCUGCCCGAGAGAGCCCAGUGUUAUUGACGUUCCUUUCCUUCCUCAAGGCCCGGAGAGCUGUGUCCUGUUGCUUUGGGCGGGACCCAGGCAGCGGGGCCAUCAUCCUGGCCUGUAAGCCAUACUUGAUUUCUGCAUUGGUUUACAUGUUCUUUACUGUGAUCUCGGUUCCAAAUGCAGAAUUAUCAUCUUGUUCUCAUUGAAUGUGCCUUAUCCUUGUAAAUUCUAAUUUACAUACUUGUUCUUAGUUUUGUGUGUGUGAGACUCGAUGUUCAAGAAAGAAGUCAUAAAUAGAGUAAGAACAUUUUAGUGUCCUUGAAGAAAUGCUUUUAUGAUUUCUAAUAAAUAUUUAUUUUGCCUUGUUA